Dendrobium catenatum is the source of this 1185-nucleotide messenger RNA. RefSeq lists its product as uncharacterized. The record is from RefSeq and is a predicted model, not a curated record. The coding region runs from base 198 to 953 and encodes 251 amino acids. Gene Ontology annotation, molecular function: RNA binding. The transcript has 3 exons. NCBI's taxonomy places the organism in Eukaryota, Viridiplantae, Streptophyta, Magnoliopsida, Asparagales, Orchidaceae.
GGCAAUCUUGGGCAUGCCGGCUUCGGGUUCACAGGUUGUCGGAAGUAAGGCUGGCGAGUCGACGGCGAAGGAAAGGAGGCCGGAGGUCCAGCUCGGGCACGGAGAAGGAAGCACGGCAGGCAGAGGCAGUAGUUGGCAGGGUCGGCUAGGUCCCAGUCCUGGAUUGAAGGAAGGAGUCGGAAUCGGUCAAGUUGUUUAUGGCCGGUGUCACGCAUGGAAGAGGGAGGCCGGUUGGAGAUGCCAGAGUCGAUCGAUGUCGAGCGGCUAUGUGCGAACGGGAGAGAGAUGAGCGAAUCAGAAAGAGCUUUGGUUUCGUCUCUAUUUUUGUAGGUGUGAACAAGAGAAUGUCGAGUAGUAUUGAACAGGCUAGGAAGGAAUUUGCUGAAUUUGAGGAGAAAGUUAAGAGGUCCGUGCUCCUUUCCAAUCUUUCCCCUGAGGUUACAGCUGCAGUGCUAAAAAUGGCUCUUGAACAAUUUGGGAAUGUUGUCAAUAUAGAGUUCGUUCCAAACUUGACAAUCCCUUAUGACAUGCCACAAUGUGCUUUGGUGGAAAUGGAGGAUCCUGUAAAGGCACGUAAAGUAAUCAAGACAAUGAAGGACUUCCCUUUCAUGAUUUCAGGGAUGCCUCGUCCUGUAAGCGCACAUCCUGCAAAAGCUGAGAUGUUUUCUGAUCGCCCUCCUCUGCCUGGUAGGAAGAUAAACUUCCGCUGGGUCGACAAGUCCAGUCCUGACUUUGAGGUUGCAGAGAGGCUUAAGAGGUUGUGCAGUAGGCAUGGCAAAGAAAGCCUGGCGCUCGCUCAGCUCCAGUUGGAAGAAGAAGAGAAGCUUGCAAAGCAGCAGGAAGAUAUGGUAAUGGCUAACUACAAAAAACAUGAGAUGAUAGAACUGUUAUUGCUGGAUGGUAUUGCUGCAAAGUUAGCACAUCGUUAUGGUAUUGAUUUAUCUGAAGAGUGAGCUACUUCUCAACACAUCAAACAAAAUGUAAAGUUGCAGCUCAAGUUUGUAAAUCUGCUAUUCAAUCGGUUUGAAUUUGCGUAGACCGUCAUGUUUCUGUUACCUGUAUGCUAAUCACACAAAAUUUUAAUAGAUCUUUGGAUCUUUUUUGUAGAAUUGUUAUGAAUGUUGAAUAGCAGAAAUUCAUUGAUGAGAUUCUUCAAUCAUUUGUAUCCAUUGAUGCUUUUUGAUA